AUGUACCAAGGAUCACAUUGUUCAAAAUACCUUCAAGGUAAAAAUGUUUAUAUUCCAGCCAAUUCUUCACAGGCACUUAUUGAAGGAAACCUAAGCUCAGCUUUUAAAGUAAUUUCACGAUCUACUGAUAUGACUCCUGGUUGUGCAAAAUAUGCUCUUCCUUCCAUUUGUCAUACUGCAUAUCCGUUAUGUAGAAAGGAUCGGACCAUACCUAAGCCAUUGCUUGUGUGCCAAGAGGACUGUGAACUAUUGGAAAACGACAUUUGUAGUCAAGAGCAUGCAAUCGCCAAAAAACAUCAUUUGCUUGGGCGUUUUGUUAAUUUACCUAACUGUUCUUCUUUACCAAAAACUGAUUGUUUUGAACUUGGUAUUGAAAAACCAGAAGUUAACGAAGAUGAAAAGUGUUAUUGGGGACUAGGAGUAUCAUAUCGUGGCACAAUAUCAUCAUAUCAAAAUCUAUCGUGUGUCCGUUGGAGUCAGCAAUUAAUUGUAAAAACAUCUGAUUAUAAGGAACUACAGGGAGGUCAUCGUUUCUGCCGAAAUCCAGGAUCUGAAGAAAGUGAACCUUGGUGUGUUGUUGAAAUGCCAGACACAGGGCAAAUGAAAAAAGUGAUAUGUGAUGUACCACAUUGCAUGAGAACUCUUCAAUUACCAAUUUUCAUCGUAAGCACAGUCAGUAUUUCUUUAUUUGUUGUACUGGUGAUAAUGCAAGACAUUGUAAAAG
Molecule: messenger RNA, 724 nt
Organism: Myzus persicae (green peach aphid)
Lineage: Eukaryota; Metazoa; Arthropoda; Insecta; Hemiptera; Aphididae
Product: tyrosine-protein kinase transmembrane receptor ROR2-like
Exons: 5
Molecular function (GO): protein binding
Source: RefSeq, a predicted model, not a curated record